Messenger RNA from Cantharellus anzutake, 240 nucleotides. RefSeq lists its product as uncharacterized. NCBI's taxonomy places the organism in Eukaryota, Fungi, Basidiomycota, Agaricomycetes, Cantharellales, Hydnaceae. Bases 1 to 240 code for a protein of 79 amino acids. The transcript is spliced from 2 exons. The record is from RefSeq and is a predicted model, not a curated record.
AUGACUGUCGUCUUUGUACACGUGAACAUCAAGAAUAUCAGCAUCACCUCCGAGUCUGUGCCCAUGUCCGCUUUUGCACCUGAGGAUGACCCGUUCAAGAACAUCUAUGACGCCAAACCGCUGGGGUCCUACAACUUCCAACAGGACAAAAAUAUGCCCUACCCCCUCGAUCUCAAACCUGGUGACAUAGUGGUCACUCAAUGCCUCUUGGAGAAGUUCACUGAAACCGGGCUAACCUAA